CAGCGGGCGGGCGCCGCCGAGGGGGACCGGCCGCCGUGGCGAGAGCGCGCCAGCCCCGCCGUGAUGCCCGCGCGCCCCGGACGCCUCCUCCCGCCGCUGCCCCGGCCGCUGGCCCUGGCCGCGCUGCCGCUGCUCCUGCUGCUCGGCGAUGGCGGCGGCGGGCGCGGAGGCGCCUGGGCCCAGGAGCCGGGGGCGGCGGCGGCGGCGGCGGCGGACGGGCCCCCCGCGGCGGACGGCGGGGACGGGCAGGACCCGCACGCCAAGCACCUGUACACGGCCGACAUGUUCACGCACGGGAUCCAGAGCGCCGCGCACUUCGUCAUGUUCUUCGCGCCCUGGUGUGGACACUGCCAGCGGCUGCAGCCCACUUGGAAUGACCUGGGAGACAAGUACAACAGCAUGGAGGACGCCAAGGUCUACGUGGCCAAAGUGGACUGCACCGCCGACUCAGACGUGUGCUCCGCGCAGGGGGUGCGAGGGUACCCCACCUUGAAGUUUUUCAAGCCUGGCCAAGAAGCUGUGAAGUAUCAGGGGCCUCGAGACUUCCAGGCGCUGGAGAACUGGAUGCUGCAGACGCUGAACGAGGCGCCCGCGACACCAGAGCCAGAAGCAGAACCGCCCAGAGCCCCUGAGCGCAAGCAGGGACUUUAUGAGCUGUCAGCGAGCAACUUUGAGCUGCAUGUGUCGCAAGGCGACCACUUUAUCAAGUUCUUCGCUCCGUGGUGUGGUCACUGCAAAGCUCUGGCUCCAACCUGGGAGCAGCUGGCCCUGGGCCUUGAACAUUCUGAAACUGUCAAGAUUGGCAAGGUUGAUUGUACACAGCACUAUGAACUCUGUUCGGGAAACCAAGUUCGUGGCUAUCCUACUCUUCUGUGGUUCCGAGACGGACAAAAGAUUGACCAGUACAAAGGAAAGCGGGAUUUGGAGUCCCUGCGGGAGUACGUGGAUUCCCAGCUGCAGAGCACAGAGCGGGAGGCCCCAGAGAGCGUCCAGCCUUCAGAGGCCCCGGCGCCGGCCCCUGAGCCUGUGGCCCAGGGCACUGUGUUGGCGCUCACGGAAAAGAACUUCGAGGACACCAUUGCAGAAGGAAUAACCUUCGUUAAGUUUUAUGCUCCGUGGUGUGGGCACUGUAAGAAUCUGGCCCCGACGUGGGAGGAGCUGUCCAGGAAGGAAUUCCCUGGUCUGGCAGAGGUCAAGAUCGCCGAGGUGGACUGCACUGCUGAGCGGAACAUUUGCAGCAAGCACUCGGUACGAGGCUAUCCCACACUGUUGCUUUUCCGCGGAGGGCAGAAGGUCAGCGAGCACAACGGAGGCAGAGACCUUGACUCGCUGCAGCACUUUGUCCUCCGGCAGGCCAGGGACGAGCUGUAGCACCCGCUCGCCAGUUGCCCGGCCUUGCACACCCCGGCUGCUGGAGCCGAGUCAUGCAGGUGUUGUGGACUCUCACGUGGUGGUUUUUCAGAGAGCUGAAUGUACUAAACUUGCGGUAUCUUCUUUGUGUGUGUGUUUUUUAAGGCAACACACUCUACAGAUUCUCUAAGUUUCUCUAAGUAAACACAUAAGUCACGAUCCCUUCACUAAA
Messenger RNA from Mustela erminea (ermine), 1582 nucleotides. It is a transcript of the gene TXNDC5, whose product is annotated as thioredoxin domain containing 5. The record is from RefSeq and is a predicted model, not a curated record. The transcript has 10 exons. Gene Ontology annotation, molecular function: protein disulfide isomerase activity. Gene Ontology annotation, cellular component: endoplasmic reticulum. The coding region runs from base 64 to 1371 and encodes 435 amino acids. Gene Ontology annotation, biological process: protein folding. Lineage: Eukaryota; Metazoa; Chordata; Mammalia; Carnivora; Mustelidae.